Dermochelys coriacea (leatherback sea turtle) is the source of this 2440-nucleotide messenger RNA. It is a transcript of the gene SRP54, whose product is annotated as signal recognition particle 54. Gene Ontology annotation, biological process: SRP-dependent cotranslational protein targeting to membrane, translocation; SRP-dependent cotranslational protein targeting to membrane. The coding region runs from base 539 to 2053 and encodes 504 amino acids. The transcript is spliced from 16 exons. The record is from RefSeq and is a predicted model, not a curated record. Gene Ontology annotation, molecular function: endoplasmic reticulum signal sequence receptor activity; ATP hydrolysis activity; GTPase activity. Gene Ontology annotation, cellular component: signal recognition particle, endoplasmic reticulum targeting; cytosol. Lineage: Eukaryota; Metazoa; Chordata; Testudines; Dermochelyidae.
CAGUCUCUCUCCAGCCUUGGAGAGGGAAAGACUGGUUGCCUACAAGCAGAAGGGGGUACCUUGGACAGAGCAGUGCUGGGAAAGGGCAGGAGGCGCUCCAGCCUGGCAAACUCCCUGGCUGAGGUUUUGCUUCCAAGGCCUGAGGAGGUACUGGGGCUGUGGGGAAGCAGCCAGGGAAGGAAGAGGCAGCUGGUCCAACCCCUUGCUGAUGAGUGGCCACUUCAGACUGUGGUUUGCCCUUGAGGGAUGGGGCUAGAUGAAGACUGGUAGUGGGUCAUUGAGGUGAUGUGGGAAUUGGGAUUUCCUGGUGAGGACACCUGAGUCUGGGGGCACUACUGUGGGGCAGUACCCCAGAGAAGAGGCACUGUGGGCCAAAGGGGAUGUGGGGCCUACUCUGAUGCCAGUGGUAAGACACAUGUGACAACAGGAGAAACACCAGCCAGCAGAAGGCACUCUGGAGCUGGAAGGGCUAACUCCUGAGGUAACCAGAAGAGGUGUGGUGGCAAUUGUUGUGUGAGAUUUCUCUGAAGCCACCAAAAUGGUGUUAGCAGACCUUGGAAGAAAAAUAACCUCCGCAUUGCGCUCGCUGAGCAAUGCUACAAUUAUCAAUGAAGAGGUUUUAAAUGCUAUGUUAAAAGAAGUAUGUACGGCACUACUGGAAGCUGAUGUUAACAUUAAAUUAGUGAAACAGCUGAGAGAAAAUGUCAAGUCUGCUAUUGAUCUUGAAGAGAUGGCAUCUGGUCUUAACAAAAGGAAAAUGAUUCAGCAUGCUGUCUUUAAAGAACUUGUCAAGCUUGUAGAUCCUGGAGUCAAAGCCUGGACACCAACUAAAGGAAAACAGAACAUUAUAAUGUUUGUUGGGCUGCAGGGAAGUGGUAAAACCACAACAUGUUCAAAGUUAGCCUACUAUUACCAGAGGAAAGGUUGGAAGACAUGUUUGAUAUGUGCAGACACAUACAGAGCAGGUGCUUUUGACCAGCUAAAACAGAAUGCAACAAAAGCAAGAAUACCAUUUUAUGGGAGUUACACAGAAAUGGAUCCUGUGAUUAUUGCUUCAGAAGGUGUUGAGAAAUUUAAAAAUGAAAACUUUGAGAUAAUCAUUGUUGAUACAAGUGGGCGUCACAAACAGGAAGACUCUUUGUUUGAAGAAAUGUUACAAGUUGCCAAUGCUAUACAACCAGAUAACAUUGUUUACGUUAUGGAUGCCUCCAUUGGUCAAGCUUGUGAAGCUCAGGCAAAGGCUUUCAAAGAUAAAGUAGAUGUAGCCUCUGUUAUUGUGACAAAACUUGAUGGCCAUGCAAAAGGAGGUGGCGCUCUCAGUGCAGUUGCUGCCACAAAGAGUCCUAUAAUUUUUAUUGGUACUGGAGAGCACAUAGAUGACUUUGAACCAUUCAAAACACAGCCUUUCAUCAGCAAACUCCUUGGCAUGGGUGAUAUUGAAGGAUUGAUAGAUAAAGUAAAUGAAUUAAAGUUGGAUGAUAACGAGGCACUCAUAGAAAAGCUGAAACACGGUCAGUUUACUUUGAGAGAUAUGUAUGAACAAUUCCAAAACAUCAUGAAAAUGGGACCCUUCAGUCAGAUCUUGGGUAUGAUCCCUGGUUUUGGAACGGAUUUUAUGAGUAAAGGCAAUGAACAGGAAUCAAUGGCAAGGCUAAAGAAAUUGAUGACUAUAAUGGACAGUAUGAAUGAUCAAGAACUAGAUAGUACAGAUGGUGCGAAGGUUUUCAGUAAACAACCAGGAAGAAUCCAAAGAGUAGCAAGAGGUUCGGGUGUUUCUACCAGAGAUGUACAGGAGCUUUUGACACAGUAUACAAAGUUUGCACAGAUGGUGAAAAAAAUGGGAGGCAUCAAGGGUCUUUUCAAAGGAGGUGACAUGUCAAAGAAUGUAAAUCCAUCUCAAAUGGCAAAACUGAACCAACAGAUGGCAAAGAUGAUGGAUCCAAGAGUUCUUCAUCACAUGGGUGGCAUGGCAGGAUUGCAGUCAAUGAUGAGACAGUUUCAACAAGGUGCUGCUGGAAACAUGAAAGGCAUGAUGGGAUUCAAUAAUAUGUAAAGAAGCCUUAAUAAAAACUGACUUGGCUGAGGACAUUUGCUGCGACUUCGGUAAAAGGACUUGAUUUCUUCCUUUUACAGUGAGAGAGAAGAGUGUUGAUGGGGGUGGAGGAAGUGACCUUUUGAAACUUCUAUUUGGGCUUCUCAAGAAGAUUCUAAAUUGAUUUCCGGAAAACAAUUAUAUUUUUGCUUAGUUCCUUCCCAUCAAAAGAAGUUAAGUUUAAUAAAUAAAAAUCAUGAUGUAAAAUUUUAAUAUGUAGAGACACUUUUUAAUUGUUUGCAUUAAAUGGCAGCCAUUAUAUUUGUAAACAAUCCAGAUAUUUGGUUAAUAGUAACAUAAAAUGUCCCAAGAAAUGUUGUAAAAUAAACUUAAAUGGUUGUAAAUGAA